AUGACUACCAUCAGCAGCAAGAAAUCUAGACUCUGGUCUAUCGAUAACAAGCACAACUUCACCACUAUUACCAACCAUAUUGCGAUCAAAAUUGACCUUGAGAUCUAUGGGUCAUUGUCUCAUGCUCAGUCGGGCUUUAAUGGAAGUCCAAAUGCUACAGUGAAUGGGCACUUAACAGAAAGACGAGCGGAAGUGUUUUUGGAGAUGGUGGUAGUUGCAUUGACGAUUGGAGGAUGGUUUGCAUCUGUGCUUAUCAGUAAGGUAAUCGACAAGCUUAAAUCUUAUUUGGAGGACAACCACGAUUUGUACGCAGAUAUGAAGAAUAGACUGGCAACUCUGGAAGUCGCUCUUCCACGGAUCGAGACUGCGAUCAAUUUAUCUGAGGCAAGGCCAAUCAAGGAUCCGGAUCUUGUAGCAUGGCUGAGGCAUCUCAAAGAUGCUGCGUACAGUGCAGACGAUAUGCUCGAUGAUUUGGAAGCGAGAUUCCUCUAUGACCGGUUGAAGAGUGAAAAUAAGGUGCGUGCUUUUACAUCCUCUAAGCUGGAGACUUUCAAGCGUACAAUUUUGAGCGAUGAUGAUCUCAAAAAUUUGAAGAAUCUUACUCAACAUCUUAAAGAAAUUUAUGAUGAUAUUAACAGCAGGCUACCAGAGCUGAAUAAUUACAUUGGAAAUAUGAGAUCUGCAACCAGGAAGAACAGGCCCUUUUCAACCCCUCACGAAGUGAUUGGACGGAAUACAGAGACAGAUAAUGUAGUAAAAGUGUUAUUGAGUUAUAGAGGAGAGGAGGGGACUAGUAGUGCUUCGGGUUUUGUUGUCCUUCCCAUAGUAGGCAUAGGUGGUGUUGGCAAAACUACACUGGCAAGAGAUAUUUUUGAGGAUGAGAGGCUUUUGCCUAAUGACAAAAGUCAAGAGAAUCAUUUCCCACUACGUGCAUGGUUGGAAGUGUCUAACAAUUUUGAUAUUAAAGAGAUUGCAAAUCAGUUGCUAUCCAUUCUCUCACAAAAUAAAAGUCUUAUCUCAGAAAUAGUAGAUGAUCAUCGUUAUGCUAAUGAUAGUUUAGAUUGCAUGUUAAAGAAACUUGAGAACAUGACAACAAAUCGGAGAUUUUUAGUUGUCCUCGAUGAUGUAUGGAAAGUGGACAAAGAUGAUUGGAAAACACUAAAGAAAGCCUUGGAAUGUGGAGCAAGGGGAAGCACUGUAUUGAUAACAACUCAAUAUCAAAAAGUAGCCACAAACACGCAGACUGUGAACUUUGUAAAAUUAGAUGUUCUAAAGGAAUAUGACUAUCAGAAACUUAUAGAACAAUCCGCAUUUGGUGAUCAAAUUCUUGAGGAACACAAAAGGAAAGAAUUACAACAAAUUGGUAGAAAAAUAUCUAAAAUUCUACAAGGCUUACCUCGGGCAGGAAAUGCAUUGGGGAAUCUGUUAAGUUCCAAUCUGGAUUCAAAUCACUGGAAUACAAUCUCGAAUAGUGAAUGGUGGGAACAUGAUGCUGUUUUAGAAGAUGUACUACCAUCUCUAGGAUUGAACUAUCAGAACCUAGAUGCAAGUCAGAAAUUGUGCUUUGCUUACUGUUCCAUAUUUCCCAGGGGUUACAUAUUUCAGGAAGAUCGGUUGGUACACAUGUGGAUGGCUCAGGGUUUUAUCCAGCCCAAGACCGGGGGGAGAAUGAGAAUGGAGGAUAUAGGGAGGCAGAUAUUUGCUGAACUUGUAGAUAGGAAUUUCUUCCAAAAUGUAUCUGAAAAGGAGUAUGUGAUGCAUGAUAUAAUUAGAGAGUUGGCAGUAUAUCUUUCUUUGGAUGAAUGUUUUGUGAUCAGUGAUGAGACUGAAGAAAUUCCACCUAAAGUGCGCCACCUAACUGUCAAGACUAAUAGAUUGGACGCAUUUAGGGAUUUGAGCAGGGUUCGAAACUUGAGAACCAUUUUAUUCUCUGGCAAAUACAAAACAGAGGAAUUUUAUUCAACUUUGAAGGACAUUUUAAAAUAUUCGAAAAGCCUGCGGGUGUUGGAUUUAUCUGACAGUCAAACAGAAAUCAGCAAACUGCCAAAUGCUAUUAGUAAUUUGUUGCAUUUACGGUACCUAGACAUUUCUAACACUAAAAUCUGUUUAUUGCCCAAGUUAUUUCGUAAGCUUUGCCAUCUACAGGUGCUGAUCUUGCAACAGUGUCCAUUUAAUGAGUUACCUGAAGGUAUGAACAAAUUGAUCAACUUGCGCCAUUUAUGUGCAGAACCUAAGAUAGUUUCUCUAAUAUCUGGAAUUGGAAAACUUACUAGCCUUCAAGAACUAAAGGAAUUCCAUGUCAGAAAGAAGAAGGGUCACAAGAUAGAAGAACUAAGAAAGCUAAAGGAACUUCGAGGACAGCUACUAAUUCAGAAUCUUAAGAAUGUUAAUAGCAAGGAAGAGGCCAGAGAAGCAAAACUGACUGAAAAGAAGCAUCUUGAUGCAGUACAUCUUUAUUUUGAGAUAGAGGAUGGACUAGAGACUGGAUCUGGCUUCAUUUUAACAAGAACACACAAAGGAUUUUCAAAAAGCAAAAAUACACCUAAUUUGGAAGGGUUACUUGAAGGCCUUGAACCUUGUUGUGAUAUCAGUGAGCUAGGAAUCAAGGGUUAUGAUAGCGCUACCUUUCCAAGAUGGUUGGUCAAUAUAGAACAUUUCACUAGUCUAAGAUCUAUUCAUCUAAGUUCUUGUAACAAGUUUACAAGCCUCCCACCUCUUGGACAACUUCCCUUUCUCAUGAUCUUGCAUAUUGAAGCAUUGUCUGAACUGAGAAAAAUUGAUGUUGAACUCUAUGGCAAUGUUCAUGAGGUGUUUCCAUCUUUGGAAGAUUUGAGACUACAAAACUUGGAGAAAUUUGAGGAAUGGUCAGAAGUACAAGGCCGAAAGUUAUUUCCUUGCCUCAAAAAACUCUACAUACAGAAUUGUUUGAAGCUGACAAAAAUGGCCCUUCUCACACUAAAGUUGCCAAUUAAAGAGCUCAAAAUCAACUCAUGUGGUGACCUUGGCAGCGCAUUACCUGAAUGUCUACAAAGAUUCACUUUGCUCACCAUGUUAAAGAUUUCUCAUUACCCACAUGUGACAUCUCUUUCUUUGUCUAACCUGGUUGCUCUUAAAACCUUAUGCCUUUCAAACUGCCCAGAGCUUAGUUUCCAAGGGGAUUCACAGUCUCUCAGUGAUCUGAAGCAAUUAGAGAUUAAAGAGAUUAUAGAAUGUCCAAAGCUGAAAUGA
Molecule: messenger RNA, 3228 nt
Organism: Elaeis guineensis (African oil palm)
Lineage: Eukaryota; Viridiplantae; Streptophyta; Magnoliopsida; Arecales; Arecaceae
Source: RefSeq, a predicted model, not a curated record